CAGGACGCUGCCGGAGAGCAGCCGUCGGCGCACACAGCUCAGCGAAGUGUGUCUGCAGCAGCCAGCACAACACUGGAUAACCAGCGCACAGAGGCCUGUCCAGAAGAGGGCAGCGUAAGACCGAGCACAACUCCCAUCCCAUCAGGUCCUCGAAAGGUCUGCGCUGUCAGGAUCACGCCUCUGACAACCAUGAAAGGCUCUCCUGACCUGAUUCCUGCCGCAGCCCUGGACCCCAGCAGAGUGUGCAAAGGGAAAGGAGUUGUGACUCUGAGAGCCACGCUCGUCCACAUAGAUGACGAGGGCUGCAUCAGCGAGGAGCCGAAUGUCAUCACAGCACCAAGUGGCUGGACAAACCAGAUUAAUGGAGACAGCUCUAAAGCAGGAUUGGCUGAGGGAGGCAGCAACAUCACAGCUGAUUUACCUCCUGUAAACAACACUCAGUGCCAGGUAUAUUCACCAGGAAGCUUCAACAAAAAUCAGGCUCCAUCCUCCACUGACAUUCAGAACUGUGUCACAUCAGCGUCCAGCUCUGUGUAUCCCUGCACUAGCACAGUUAACCCCACCAUAGUGCUGCUGCAACACAACAGAGAGCAACAAAAGCAUCUUUCUCAUUUUGAAGACCCAACCCCAGAAAGGGACAAAAGCCCUGAUCCUGGGAGAGACUCAGUCAGCCCAGUCCCUGAUAUGGACUGGAAGAGGCUGCGGCUGUCACUGCACUCCCCUGUCCUCAGUCCUGUCAGCAAGCCCACUGUGCCUGUACGGAACACUGAAAAGUCCAAAGACUGGUACAAGACGAUGUUCAAACAGAUACACAGAAUACCUGAGCCUAUUGAGGAAAACCCUUACCGUCCCACCUACAUUUUCCCUGAGAACUAUGACAUUCAGAUGAAAUCAAAAGAUGAUGGUCCCAGCCCCUUUGGUUACUUGAAGGAUGUAAAAACAGUCCCACGCUCAAAAAGUGACGACGAGGUCGAUUCAAGAGGCCGGUCAAUGCCUGUGCCAACAAGGUCCUCCUCCCUCAAACCCGCUGCCAAAAGGAACGAGUGGGAGCCCCCGGAUAAAAAGGUAGACACCAGGAAGUACCGCGCCGAGCCCAAGAGCAUCUUUGAGUACGAGCCGGGGAAAUCGUCGGUGCUGAAGCUGGAGAGAACGACUCAGGAUGUAAGUCCAGAAGAUGUAGAUUUAGAGAAUGAGCCUUGGUAUAAAUUCUUUUCAGAGAUGGAAUUUGACAAAGCGAGUGCCCCCUCUUUCAGCCCCCUGGAAACAGCCUCCGACCUGCAGCAGUAUUCCUCGAGCAAGUCUGGACACAGCGAGGUGGAGAAGGACGGUGGAUCAUCCACGAGCGAGCCUGUGGCUCCAGAAUGCGACCGCCAUGUUUACAAGAGUGUCCUGGAGGGAGGCGACAUUCCCUUACAAGGUCUUCGGGCCCUAAACAAGCGCCAUGGCAGCUCCUCCUCCUCUAAAGUGGAUUAUAAAGGUGGGAAUGGCUAUAUAAUUUCACCCUGCUCCUCUGUAAAUAGUCGAUCAGUUCUUGCCAGUAAUGCAAUAGGUAACCAGUGUAAGAGUAUGAAGCCUCUUUCUGCUGCCAAAGCCUGCAUACCCCAAAUCCUGCCCUCUAAAUUCAAGCCCAAGCUGCUGCCGCCCAGUGGUGACAGCCAGGAGAGCAGGACUAAAGCUGUCAGGCACCCAAAGGCCCACAGCUGUGAGGAUCUGUACACGAGGCCAUGUGACGCAGACUUUGCUGGAGCAGAGGAAAAGGAGGGUGGGCAACAUUCGGACUCCAAGUCCAGCUGUGGCACCGAGUGCACGGACGGCCUCAGGAAUGUUUCCCCUGCAAUUAGGAGGAGCGCAUCUGAGUUUUCCAGCCUGUACAGGACCAUGCAUCACAUCCAGAGGCCCAGCUCGGCAGGCUGCAGUCCCCACGGCAGCGUCCGCAGCCUGGCGUCUCUUUUUGAGAAGGCAAAGGCCGAUGGGGUUGAAAGGUCAGAGGCAGAGGACGGGGGCAACAUUCCACGGGAUGCAGUGUCGUCACGGGUCAGCGAGUUUGAAAUGAUCAUCCAGCGGUCCAGCUCGGCGCCCAGCCGCUCCUCCUCCCUGCCCACCCUGCACUCCAGCCACAGCCACAGCCCCAACCACAGCUCCGCCCACCUCUACAUGGCGUCUGCAGUGUCAGCGGAGUCCCUUUUGGUAGCCGACACCACCCAGACGGAUGCCUGCUCCCCAGUGGAGGCAGAGGGCAAGAGCUGCGUGGAGGAGGCCUUGUCACCAGGCAGUGGGACUGUGGAGGAGUCUGCUUCCUCCUCAGAGGACGGAAACAACGUCAGGACUGAGUCCCCCUCUAACACUGAGGCAGAGAUCGAGCAGAUCUUCAGUAGACGUUCCCCAGAGCUCAUCCGCCAAAAUGUCAGUGGAUCAAAGAGUCCCUCCGCACUGCUCACAGCAUCCCCUCCACAACACAACCAUACCUACCACCACCACCACCUCCUGCACCACCUGAACCAUCAGCUCCUCCUCAAACCCAGCAAAUGCAAAGGCUCCUGCCCAGCCUCCUACACCCGUUUCACCACCAUCCUCAGGCACGAGAGGCAGCAGGCCACCUCCCAACAGGAGAGGCCGCCACAUCUGGAGAAGAAGACCACGCUGCCAGGAAACCUCUUCCUCAUGGGCCCUGCUCCCUUCAGGUUACGGAAGAACCUGCAGUCCCACCAAACUCGGAGGACCCUGUUGGCCACCAAGGCGACAACAGGCACCCAGAGGCCCUGCACUUUGUCUCCUGAGCUCAGACCUCUGAUUCCUCAGCGUCUGUCCUCCCUGGAGAUCCUGGAGAGGCUGAGUAACGGGGAGGGGAGCAACACUGACCACCUGAGUAACGGGCAGGGCUUGGACGCCAACGGGAACCUACUGCAGCCGCUGGCAGCUCACUGCAGAGACUCAUCCCCAGCACAUGGGGAGAGCCAGGAUGAAGUGUUGCGGAGGCGUCAUGGGGACAAAGAGAAAAUCUUGGAGGAGCAGCGGCGGCUGAAGCGGGAACAGGAAGAGGCUGACACAGCGUCGAGACGACACACAGGCAUUGUCCCGACGCACCACCAGUUCAUCACCAACGAGCGCUUCGGAGACCUGCUCAACAUCACAGAUAACGCAGAGAAGAGGAAAUCAGGCGUAGAGAGAACUCCAGCAAUGGCUCGCUUCGACUUCAGAGCAGAAACUCUGAAGGAAUUACCGUUUCAGAAGGGAGACAUUGUCUACAUCAUUCGACAGGUGGAUCAAAACUGGUAUGAGGGGGAACACCACGGAAGAGUUGGCAUUUUCCCUCAAAGUUACGUUGAGCUCCUUCCCCCGACAGAGAAAGCCCAGCCAAAGAAGAGUGUCCCCGUGCAGGUACUGGAGUAUGGAGAAGCGGUCGCCCGCUUCAACUUCACCGGGGACACAGUGGUGGAGAUGUCCUUCAGAAAGGGAGAGAGGAUCACACUGAUUCGUAGAGUUGAUGAAAACUGGUACGAAGGCAAAAUCUCAGGCACCAACCGCCAAGGCAUCUUCCCCGUCACCUAUGUAGAAGUGCACAGACGACCACGCGUCAAAAACGGGGUGGAGUAUCCCGACCCUCCUGUCAGCCAGUCCCCGCAGCGCAGCACCAACGCUUCUCCUCAGCUGUAUCGUAAUCGCCUGACAACCUCCCCCUUGCCCCUCCCUCGCUCUCCCCGCCGCUCCGUGUCCCCCGAGGUCCACGCUGUCUCCUCUGAGUGGAUCUCCCUGACUGUGGGAGGCGGGAGCCCACCUGCCGCCCCCACCCCUCCCCUGCCGCCGCUGCCCACCGUCUCUUACCGCUGCGGCGAGUACCUGCCCCCGCCCUUCUCUGCCAGCCCUGUGCCUCCCAUCACCGGCAGCCCAUACUGUGUCUCCCCCAUGGCUUCCCCAGCUGCCUCCCCUCUUCCCCCACCUUACCCGCCCAGGCCCAACUCGACCACUCCCUUCCUCACCUUCACCCCGCCUCAGGGGGAGGACUUCCUGCUCUCCCCUCCCUCCCCACGUCUGUCACGCAGCGUGAGCCCCUGUGGCGGGCCAGUGCUGGAGGGCUGGCUGAGGGGGGAGAAGGAGUUGACAGAGGGGGAAGGCGCAGAGGGGGACAGGGGCCCCGCAGCCCCGGGUAGCAGGCGAAAUAGCCCUGCAGAGUUUGUGAGAAAUGAGGCGGACCAUCAUGGACGGAGCUCCAGGAGCCCUGUGAUGCUGUUUGACAUCCAAGAUAACAACAACGUUAACUCGUUUGCGGAGGCAGUGUGUAAUGAGAUUUUGAAUAUAGCUGAGACCUCGGUGAGGUACUGCAGCACCCUGUCCCACCACCCUCAUGACUCUGUCCAUAGACUGCACCCCCACCCCAGUAAACAAUCUCUCAUCAUUUCCCAGCAACCCCAGUCCCACAGCAGCAGCCCGGAACCCCGUCUCAACUGUGGAAUUUUCCAGGCUCUGUACAGCUACGUGCCGCAGAACGAGGACGAGCUGGAGCUGAAGGAGGGAGAUCUCGUCAGCGUCAUGGAGAAGUGCGAUGACGGCUGGUUUGUCGGUACCUCAAAGAGGACAAAACAGUUUGGGACUUUCCCUGGGAAUUACGUGAAGGAGGUGAAGCUGUAAAGAUAUCUAAUCUGGCUGUAACACACGGUUGCCUGUCAAGCUUGGGAAGUCAUUACUAUCGCGCAUGGCUGUUGGUUAGCAUAGUCAUUUAGCCAGGCAAAUCCACUUUGUCUGGGAAAGUGAUCGGUCGGCCUGAGGUAUGUCAAACUGCACGAGGCGGAGACGGAGACAGCUCACUGCCCAAACCUCAGUAUGGUCUACACCUUGACCACAUUUUACACACUUGGUGACAGAAUUCGUCCAAUAUCCACAUGUGGAAUAUCUCUGUGAAAACCUACCGCAAAGUAGCUUUUAUUGUACAGAUAAUAGCUUCCAUCUUGUCCAUGUAGUCUACAGUACACAAGUGUUGACGUAACACCUCAGUCUGGAGGCCGGCAGCAGAGCAGUGUGUGGAUCAAAGAGUGGAUCUUAUUACCUGAACUGGACUUUUGGAGGAUUCAGAAUGUAUUUUUAUGUGAUGUGGGGUGGGAGCUGUUUGUCAUGAGCUACCUUUCAGGACCAGAGGUGUUUACCACGAUUAGCUAAGUAUGAUGCAAACCAUGCAUCUCGUGAUUCAAAGACUUUUUCUGUCUUUUACAUGUUGACUCAAACCAGUGUUUGGAUGAUCACACCAUACAUGUAUGAAAUUUAAUGUGGUAAAUCAUUUUCCUCAGUUUAGAUCUGAAAAAAUGACGUCUGGAGUUUAGAUACUUAAAGCCUUAUGUAUGAAGCCCCUUUAGAAACUGGUCUAACAUACCUGUUUUAGUCAGUAUAUGCUACUUUUGAAGAAUAUCACAGCAUUCACAACUCAGUGUAACAGAAAGGCUUUAGAUACCGUUUCAGUAUUGCCUUCAUUUUUUUAUCCAAAGGUUGUUGUAGAGCAGUUGUUACGCAGGUCAUGUGCAUGAUGAGAAACACUACAUGUUGAAGUGUGCUGUGAGCUACUCUUUUUCUCAGUUACAGAGCAAACACACAUAGAGGACACGUGGACUGUGUUGCAUGUCUGAUAAAACUGAGGAGAAACUGUGCAUAUGCACAUCCUAUAUUUUCAGAAACUAUUUAUUUGUCCUUUUAUUCCUCUUCUCUGAAAAUACAACCUCACUUCCAAAAAAAAAGUUGGGACUCUUUGUAAAACGUAAACAAAAUGAGCGAAUGAUCAGAGUCUGUUUUAUUUACGUUUGACACGGCGUCCCAGCUUUGUUGGAAUCGGGGUUGUAGAAGUAAACCGUGUUUUCCGGCGGCGGAUGCCUGUAAGGUAGCUGGUGGUAGACACCUGGCUCCUGGACGACCACAGGACAGACGUGAUAGCACUUAACUUCCUGUUUCCUGCCUAACAAGAUAGUAUAUUAAUCAGCGAUGACACGAAAAGCUAUUUAAUGUGUUAAACAAAACCAACAAGGUGUCUUGGAAAAUAAUCAUAGUGAUUUUUAAGAGCAUAUUGAGAUUUUAACCAUGCCCUUACUGACAAGAUUGUACGUUGUAGCCAUGUAAAUGUGUACAGAAAACUUUAAGAGGCCUUUCAAAUAUGGCUACAUAUUUUCAUAUGUAAUGACUACAACUUGGGUAACAGAGUUAGUGGAGGGAUUUAAAUAAGGUCAGCAUGCACUGUAAAAUCAAGAGAUUUGACAAAUCCAACUGGAGCAUGAAACACUGUCGCUUUAUUUGCCACCUUUAGCUUAAAGAGAUCAGUAGUGAUGGUGACAGGGUUAACAGUCUUCCCUUUGAGCUUCAGUAGCUCCCUGAUGGAGGAUGAAGCCUUUGAGUCCUGCUAUCAAAGCAUCAGAGCAGUCUUCCUGCGAGCACAGAGCUCCCACAUCUCCAGCGCCGUCGGAUCCCGUAACAGACGCCACGCGUCUGAAUGGAUCCUCCGCAAGAACAGAUUGAAAGAUGAUAGCUGUUGUUUUACUUUGCUCGUGUUUUCAUCAAAUUCCGCCUUGUCAUCAACCGCUGCACUGUGCCCAUCAAUCCUCAGCAGAGCUGUCGAAUAGUACUUUCAAAUAGGACUUAGUGCUUGUUGUGACCUGCUCGGACUCGCAGAUGGAUGCUGUUUGUCGGGCGAACGCUGAAGAUUUUCAAGUCAGUUUAGUUUAUAUACCUGGAGGACUGACGUAGCGAGCUAGCUGAUGCUCCAAGUAGCUGAAAUCAGAUCCUUCUCCCAGUCCACACAUUUCUAAUCAGCUGGUGCCAGACUAUCAAUGGGCCUGCCUUUUAGUACAACUCUGUAUGAUCGCCUACAAAAUCAGAAGUGAGGGAUAAAACAGUCGUUCUCACUAGAUCUGAAAGUGUAUGUUUACUAUAUCUUUGUUUUUUUUUGCGUCCGAGUGUGUUAGCUGUUGUGCAGUGAUGAUGAUCAUUGACCUGUUUUGAACAUGGUUUGAAGCUGUGUGUGGCUACCACAUCAGUGAUCAAUGAAGUUUGACAACUGAUGAAGUGCAUUCAUUUAGGAGAACUCAGUAGCAAUCUGUGUUUCAUCCUCUCUGAUGUUUCCUGUGCAGAUCACCUCUGACAACGUUGCCAACAUCAGCAAGGGAAUGUUUUCUCAGUACAAAACGCUCAAUAUAAUACACUGCAUUAUGGGUUGGCCUGUAUAGCACUGAUAUAUUAUUCAGGUAUUUUGUCACACCACAGAAGCAUGUUUUUCCCUCCACUGCUGGCUAAACAUUUUCGUUCCUGUGUAGCUCCAGCUCCACGUGAAUGUGCUGAUUGGUCGGGGGUCUGUUGGCCUGUGGGCAUUUCUUCCCCGACAGAACAAAAGGAGAGCGGUUCGCUCCGUCUCGAACACGCUAAAUGACAGGCUUUGACAAAUAAACAAUCAAUCGUUUAGUCAUAACACAACUCACUUUACAUUGUGAUACUGUGCUCCAUAAAACAUCACAGGAUGUAUGAAUGUAUGAAUAUAUGAAUGUGGCCAAUGCACACGUAAUAUGUAAAAAAAACUGUCUGAAUUUUCAUCUUGAAGGAACAUGCAGACUAUCGAGCAGCAUGGCACAAGAAGGAUUGUAAAUAUGUAAAAUAAAAGAUAGACUGUGAGCGGUGGGAGCGUCAGAUUGAGCUCUCUGUCACUUGCAGUGGUUUAUUUACCUGAAGGAUUUUUGGCAAAGCACAGUGUGGAGCGUUACUGAGCACAGGAAGUUUGACGCAUAUGAACAUUACGCUGCCAUUUUUGAAGAUCAUAAUGCCUUAUGUUAGAUGCAAAACCGUGCCUCAUUUUCAUUUCAUGUUGUUUUUUUUGUUUUUUUUUGGAGUAUCACUGAAGUGUAUCCAUGACAUAUUUAAUGUAACCAUGGUUUUCCCAUUAGUCCUAGUCUCUGUGAUGGGAGAACAUUUACUAAGAACUUGUCCGUUACUGUGCAAGUACCUAAAAGUGUGACACAAUGCUUUAACUUAAUGAUUAAUAAUCAUAAGAAUGGACUAGUUUGAUGAGACGCACAACCUGCAACAGGUUUGGUUUGUUUGCUUCAAUUUGCAGUGCUGUUACAUUGACGAUAUUAAAAUAAAGAUACUAUACACUGCUGUGACUUCGGUAUUAUGCAAUAUUUAAUAAAUCAUUU
Molecule: messenger RNA, 8156 nt
Organism: Chelmon rostratus (copperband butterflyfish)
Lineage: Eukaryota; Metazoa; Chordata; Actinopteri; Chaetodontiformes; Chaetodontidae
Product: sorbin and SH3 domain-containing protein 1
Exons: 28
Coding region: 190-4626 (1478 amino acids)
Biological process (GO): cell-substrate adhesion
Cellular component (GO): cytoplasm; cell-substrate junction; nucleus
Molecular function (GO): protein binding
Source: RefSeq, a predicted model, not a curated record